Messenger RNA from Schistocerca americana (American grasshopper), 1825 nucleotides. RefSeq names its product cytochrome P450 6a2-like. The record is from RefSeq and is a predicted model, not a curated record. Bases 167 to 1714 code for a protein of 515 amino acids. Gene Ontology annotation, molecular function: heme binding; iron ion binding; oxidoreductase activity, acting on paired donors, with incorporation or reduction of molecular oxygen. Lineage: Eukaryota; Metazoa; Arthropoda; Insecta; Orthoptera; Acrididae. The transcript is spliced from 9 exons.
ACGCCCGUGCGUAACAAACACGCUUCUCUCUCGCUUUGGCUACUGCAGCAGCUACCUGCCGGCCGCAAGACUGCACCUACUACUGUACCAACUGACCACUGUCUGUGACGUCGCGACCUUUCGCCUACGUCAACGUACAGAAAGGCGUUGGAAUCAGAUAAACUUCAUGGCCGUCGACUGGUUUACUACCUGCGCCCUGGUGGUGUUGGCUGCUUGGCUGCUAUGGAAGUACCUGUCGUGGAACCACAACUACUGGCAACGCCUGGGCGUGCCUUGUGUGGAACCCUCGGUGCCUUUCGGCAAUUUCAAAGACUUAUUUCUUGGCAAGACAUCGUCAACAGAAUCGUUCCUGGAGAUUUAUCGCAAGAUGGAUGGUGUGCCGUUCUGCGGCGUCUACCGCCUGCGGGAAGUAGCGCUGCUCGUGAGGGACGCCGAGCUGGUGCGUCAGAUGCUGGUCAGGGACUUCCCCUCCUUCCAGGACAACAACAGCUUUGUCGACGAAAAACUAGAUCCUGUAUUCGCGAGGAACCCAUUUUUUCUCAAGGGUGAAAGGUGGAGGAAAGUCCGGUCUCAGCUGAGUCCGUCGUUCACAGCUAGCCGCCUGAAACCCAUGUUCCUGCUGAUCAAAGACGUCUGCGAUAACAUGGUGCGAGUGCUGAAAGAAGAGGGGCCAAAAGCUAGUUCAGACGGGUUGGAGGCGUGGCGUCUGUGCAUGCGGUACACGGCCGACGUGGUUUCGUCGUGUGCGCUCGGCGUCAGAGGACGCGCCCUUGAGGACGAGCACUCGCCUUUACAUCAAAUGUUUCAGAAGCUUCUUGAGCCAACCUUCAUGACCAUUUUGACAAUCUUUGUCACGGCUACGUCACCGAAAUUGGCUACGCUUCUCCGUCUAAGGUUGAUGCCUGUGGAGGUCCAUAAGUUCGUGCACAAAUUGGUGACGGACACAAUCGCCCAGAGAGAAAGUGGAAACGUGCAGCGCAGAGACUACCUGCAGCUGCUGGUUGACCUCAAGACCAAGGGCUACCUCGAUAGUGAGGGACAGGUGCUCGCCGAUAAGUCGACCUUCACAGACAUUGACAUAGUGGCGCAGGUGAUGACAUUCAUGACGGAUGGAACCCACACCAGCGCCACGACCAUGUCGUUCGCCCUUUACGAGUUGGCUCUGCAUGAAGACAUCCAACAGCAUCUACGGGAGGAACUCCGAGAGGCGGUGGACAAGCACGGCGGGCAGCUGGGAUACGAAGCCAUCAACGACUGCACCUACCUCGACAUGGUCUUCUCAGAGGUGCUGCGACUGCACCCGCCGGCCGGACACCUGGAGAAGACGUGCACGGCGGCCUACCCCAUGAGGACACCCUCGGGCCGCACCUUCACUCUGCAGCCGGGCACCACGGUCAUGGUCUCCAUCGAUGGCCUGCACAGGGACCCGCGCUACUUCCCGGACCCGGACGACUUCGAUCCUGAACGCUUCUCGCCGGAGAGCAAAGAUCGUAACGCCAUGCAGGCGUACAUACCUUUUGGACUGGGUGCGCGCUCUUGCAUAGGACAACGUUUCGCGCAGUCGCAGGUGAAGAUGGGCCUCGCCACCCUAGUACUGAACUUCAAGAUCACCACCACCCCACGAACUCCAGUGCCUCUCCAACUGGAUCCCAGAGGGUUCCUGAGGACCGCCAAGGGCGGAUUAUGGCUCCGGUUCCAACCUCUGGCUCACUGACCGUGCCAAUCAAACCGGGUGUAAUACAUUCUAAUCCUCCAGGUUUCAUAUGUGCUGUGCUGUGCUGAGUUGUACAUAACAUACAAUAAAUGUGACAUUUCACUUAUGACC